Messenger RNA from Danio rerio (zebrafish), 1329 nucleotides. RefSeq names its product vitamin K epoxide reductase complex, subunit 1L1 (gene vkorc1l1). Lineage: Eukaryota; Metazoa; Chordata; Actinopteri; Cypriniformes; Danionidae. Gene Ontology annotation, cellular component: endoplasmic reticulum membrane. Gene Ontology annotation, molecular function: vitamin-K-epoxide reductase (warfarin-sensitive) activity. The record is from RefSeq and is marked provisional. Gene Ontology annotation, biological process: vitamin K metabolic process.
AAAGGCCGGGAAAAAAUGGCGGCGCCCGUCUUGCGAGUGUCCACCCCUCGCUGGGAGCGGAUAGUCCGGCUGCUCGUGUGUCUCUCAGGAAUUUUGUUAUCCCUGUAUUCAUUCCAUGUGGAGAGGGAAAAAACCCGAGACGCCAACUACCGCGCCAUGUGCGACCUGAGCAGCUCCAUCAGCUGCUCCAAAGUCUUCACGUCCAGAUGGGGUCGAGGAUUUGGACUGUUGGGAUCCAUUUUUGGGAACGACAGUGCAGUAAACCAGCCAAACAGUGUCUAUGGAAUUUUCUUUUAUGUCUUUCAACUGUUACUAGGUUUGACGGCCAGUGCGAUGGCUGCUCUGAUUCUCAUGACCACAUCCAUCGCGUCAGUGAUGGGCUCGCUAUACCUGGGCUACAUCCUCUACUUCGUCCUGAAGGACUUCUGCGUCAUCUGCAUCACCACAUACGCACUGAACUUCAUCCUGUUUGUGCUCAACUACAAGCGACUGGUUUACUUGAACGAGGCCUGGAAGCAGCAGCUCCAAGCCAAGCGGGACUAGACUCACAACAACCACAACACAAGUAUAGAAGGAUAACAAAUCAUCCGACACAUGGGAGGAAUAAAAGAAAAUGUGACCUCUGAGAAAUUUUUGUGACUUGCCACCAGGAGACCUUGCUUCCAAAACAAAUGUUCAUUAUGUUGUGUGUGUGUGUGUAUAUGUGUGUGUGUGUGAGUGUGUGUGUGUGUGUAAAAACUAAACAAAAAGAGAUCAGUUUAGGGGCCACAGAUCACAAGUUUAAUGCGUUGCGUGAGGAAAGGAUCGGAAACACACAUUGUUUUGCUUUUUUUUUUUCCUGUUCCCAGAGGAGUUUGUGCUUUUGAUUGAGAAAAAUCUGCCAGAGAGCACUUGCGAAACUCAAAGAGGGUGUCUUUUUCGUUCCCUGAGGAAUAUAAAAUAAUGGAGGAAACGAGUUUACUUGAAUCCACUGGUUGCUCUUCUGGAGGAGCUGAUUCCAGCAGGACUGCGUUUAAGGGUUUAUUUGAUCACAAGGCUCAGAGAUGAUUCCACUAAAAGAAAAACAGCGGAUUGCUUUCACUGAAAAACGACAAAUAAAGUGUAAUUUUUGUUUUAUGUUUACAGGUAUUUUUUAUUAUUAUUGUUGUUGUUGUUUCGGAAGAGGACCACUCAUGAAACGCGUAAGAAUGUGAGCUGUAUGCGUGUGUAGAUCUGAUUCGUCUGUGACUACUUUUUUUUUAUUAUUAUUUGUUUGUUUGUUUCGCAGUUCUGUAAAUAGCUGCCGCAAAGCAAUAUUCCAGACUAGUUUGUGUUUUACCGUGGAAAACA